AUCACACAGCUGAAAUAUUUUAUUAUUAUUUUUUUUUUUUUACAACAUUUUUAGAGUGUAGUGUAUUUUUCAAUUAUUUCUAAACUCAAUUUUUUUUCAAGAAGAAAUAGUUGAAGACGUGGGUGGCACAAUGGCAUCGAAUGCUGGUAGCAACAGGAGCAAGGGCAGCAAGAACAAGCGCGACAUUGGCCAAGCAAAUAGCUGCGAAGCCAACGAGCAGGAGAAUCGCGUUGAGAAGGUGCCAGAGGCCGUAGGUGCUGAUGGGCAGCAGGAAGCGAAUGUCACUGAUCAGACCGGCACCCAGACAGAGCAGCAGCCGGAGCAUGUGAAGGUGCCCAAGAAGAAACCGAAGCGCGGCAAGGCCGGCAGGAAGGCGCGCGUGCGUGGCAAGAAGGAACUGAAGAAAAGCGUCAUACGGCGCAUGUGCCGCAUUCCGUCGGAGGACGGCAGCCGGGUGGACAAUCGCGAUGCCGAGAUCAUGUACACCAACUCGCAGUUCGGCCAGUCGACACAAGCGUGCAAUCGUUCCUCGUGUCAAGUAUGCGCACUGGCACCGCGUCGUCGCAUCAGGAUCAGGGCCCUGGCCACCGCUGCGGCCAAGGCCAAGUCCAAGACGAAGCGCUUGAUGCCCUUGGCCAAGCGUCGGACAACUGCCAAGGUGGGCCGUCCGCGCAAGUCUGCAUCGGCUCGCCAGGCUGCAUCGUCUCGCCAAGCUGCAUCGGCGCGCAAGGCUGCAUCUUCUCGCAAGUCGGCAUCGGUUCGGCCCUCGGGUGCUGGGUCCAUAUCUAAUUUGGAUCCCGCAUGCCCAGUGUCUUUGACAGGCCCCCAGGGGGUGGGCCCCACUCGUCAGUGCCUGUGCACCGAGCUGAACGGCCAGGUCUACAAGCUGAUGGACCUGCCAGCCAGCAUUGACUGCAGCAGCGCCUUGAUGUUCUCCUUGCGUCGCCAGCAACUGAUGCGCCAGUCGAAGCCUCGACUUAACACCAAACGCCAAGUUGGCAAACAUCCCACCAGUAGCCAAAAGCUCAGCAAGCAAGACCCUAACUAAGCCCAACAAAAUAUAUCCACGAGUUUAUUUCAUGCUAAAUAUUUCGAAAGUAUAGUAUGGCCUGAUAUGGAUAUUUGUAUUAAGCAUUUCAUACUUUUGUACUGAUUUCAAGAUAUGUUGAAUAAAUUCCACCUAACAGGUCAACAAAGCAAAACAAAA
Messenger RNA from Drosophila mojavensis, 1207 nucleotides. RefSeq lists its product as uncharacterized. The transcript is spliced from 3 exons. NCBI's taxonomy places the organism in Eukaryota, Metazoa, Arthropoda, Insecta, Diptera, Drosophilidae. The record is from RefSeq and is a predicted model, not a curated record. Bases 131 to 1048 code for a protein of 305 amino acids.